Effrenium voratum is the source of this 1089-nucleotide messenger RNA. The record is from the annotation of a GenBank genome assembly. NCBI's taxonomy places the organism in Eukaryota, Dinophyceae, Suessiales, Symbiodiniaceae.
AUGGCGAUGGCGCAAAGGCCGUGCAGGCCGUCCUUUCGAGCCGACCCGCGUCCGCUCGAGCUUCGGCCGCGCCGAAGACCUGUGGUUUCCCGCGCUUCGGGGAAGGAGGAAAUUGGCGCUUCGUUGCAAAGUUCAGCGACGUGGCCAGCGCUCUUCGUGUCCUCAGCUGUGGCGAACCGCGUGUCCAACCGCGUGCUGCUGGCGCCGAUGAUGCGCCACACCUACUUCUUGGCGCUGUGUACCACGGUGGUGCAGCUGGCGGUCUACGGCGCCUGGCUGCGGCGCCGGAUCCGGCGAGGCCUGGUGACGGAGCCCAUGUGGUCCUUCGCCAAGGCCAAGCCGCUGCUCCUGGCGACCUUCGGCUUGUGCGAAGGCGCCUUCUUCCCGCUGGUCUUCUACAGCGCGGCGCGCUUGCCGGGCAGCUUGGUGCAGGUCCUGAACCAGACGCUGAUCCCCUUCACCGUGGCUCUAAGCUUCGGCUUCUUGGGGAAGCGCUAUGACCUCACGCAGAUGAGCGGCGUGGCGAUCGUGCUGGCCGGGGUGCUGGUGGUCUCUUCCUUGCCCUCGAAAGCGCCGAGCGCGCUGGCCUUUGUGCUGCUGUGCGUGGCUGCCUAUGGGCUGCAGGCUGCAGCCAUGGUGGUGAAAGAGACCGUGUUCUCCCAGUACAAGCGGAGUGAAGGCGGCGGUCGGAAGCCCUUCGACCCAGCGUUGUUCCUGGCGGCAGGCACCAGCAGCCGCUGCCUGGUGCAAGUCCUCGCCUGGCCGCUGUAUUUGCACGUCACCGGAGGGCCCGGGCUGAGGAGCUGCGCGGCGGCGGGGCUGCAGGCGGUGGGCGCGGUGCUGCCGCUGGCGGCCUUCUACAUCGCCGCCAACGUGGCGCUCAGCAUAACGGCCCUGCUCAUGGUGCAGCAGACCUCUGCAGCCACCACCGUGCUGGCGAAUGUGGUGGCGCUGCCGCUGAGCGCGCUGCUCUUCUGCCUGCCGCUGCCGCUGCUGGAGCAGCAGGCCUUCCAAUGGCGCCUGGGGGCCAGCUUGCUGCUGGUGGUCUUGGGGAACCUCUUAUACAGUCACCGUGCGCUGAAGAGGUGA